Oncorhynchus keta (chum salmon) is the source of this 5647-nucleotide messenger RNA. RefSeq names its product cilia- and flagella-associated protein 47-like. The transcript is spliced from 29 exons. The coding region runs from base 196 to 5199 and encodes 1667 amino acids. Lineage: Eukaryota; Metazoa; Chordata; Actinopteri; Salmoniformes; Salmonidae. The record is from RefSeq and is a predicted model, not a curated record.
UGACAAUGUUCCUACGUCUUGUUGCCACGGUAACCAUGAACGCUACACUGUAUCGGUAUGUCGUUAGCUGUAUACAUUGAAACAUUUCUAGUGCAGAAAAGGAAGCCUAUUUCAUUGAUAUCUUAGGACCAAAACCUGAACUGGGAUAAACCGUCGAAUUUUGCUAUUAGUCUCUCAACUUUUAGCUAUAACAAUAUGACAACGAAUUAUGUUAGAAUUAAUCCCCCGGUUGUUGAGUUUACCGACGUAAAAGCAGGGAAGGUUUACAAGACCACUGUCACGGUGACCAACACUGGAAUUACCUCGAAAAGAAUGAGACUCCUUGAACCCACAUCAAAGCUGUUCAAAUUCAGGGUGACAAACACAGAAACCCCCAUUGCUGCUGGAUUGUCCCUGAGUGGCACUCUAGAGUUCAGGCCUGAGAAAGAUGAGGAUGUCUGUGACCGUCUGCUCCUUGUCCUGGAAGACAAAGCCAUGGAGAUCCCCCUCUUAGCGUUCUCCCCAGCGUGUUCUCUCACCAUGGAAUCUCUCGCUGAUUUCGGCUCUGUGAUGGCAAACAGUCAGGUGAUCAGCAAAGAGGUGGAAUUGACCAAUCAGGGAUCUGCUCCAGGAUCUUUUCAGGUGCUGUAUGAUGGAGACCAGUCCAUCAGGCUCUCUCCCAGCAGUGGCAUCCUGCAGUCUGGCGCAACCCAGUGGCUGAAGGUGGAACUGUGCACUGACAGACCCACGAGGGUCAGAGAGGAGGCCCAGGUGAAGCUGCAGAACAGUAAGGACGUGGUCCUGAAGAUCAGGGCUGAUGUUUUGGAGCAGAGCCUGGAGCUCCAGGACCUAGAGGGGGACAGGUUGUCCUGCCUCCGCUUCGGACCCGUCUUCUUUGGGACGUCCCGGGUGGAAAAGGUGGUUCUGGUGAACAGUGGACCACAGGCCUGCGACUGGAUGGUGGUGCUGCAGGACGAUGCUCCAGGGACAGAAAUGGUACGCAGAUACAGAGAGAAAACACAGACACACACAUGCACCAACACACACAGAGAGAAAACACAGAUACACACAUGCACCAACACACACAGAGAGAAAACACAGACACACACAUGCACCAACACACACAGAGAGAAAACACAGACACACACAUGCACCAACACACACAGAGAGAAAACACAGACACACACAUGCACCAACACACACAGAGAGAAAACACAGACACACACAUGCACCAACACACACAGAGAGAAAACACAGACAGGCUUUGACCUCCAGAGGAGUACAGACGCAGCGCUGCUAGAGAGGAGUGUUCGUAACAGGGCCACCGCUGUGGAUCCCUCCACUGUGAUCGCCUGUGUGCCCAACGAGGGACGACUGAGACCCUACGACAGAACCACUCUGUGGGUCUGCUUCCGUCCUGUCAGCAGAAGAAGGAGCAGGGAGGAGCAGAAGAGCAGUGGGGCCUCAGCAGCAGCCAGUAAACAAGACGUCUCCCUCUUCCUCAAGUUCCACACGGUGGGAAGUAAAGAUGGCUUCAACCAGCAGCAGCAGCAGCACUCCACUGUACCUCCCCACAAUGGUUACUGUGUGGAGCUGGCGGUGACUGGCUCAGCCCUCCCUGUCUCCCUGGUGCCCAGCCCCGGCCACAGCUUCAGCUUCCAGCAGUGCCUGAUGGGAGAGCGCGUGGACGUCCUGUGUGUGCUCCACAACCUCUCCCCUCAUCUCCCUGUCACCUUCAAGUUCCGAAAGAUGGCCAACUUCAUCAGUGACCCCACUAGUGGAACCAUCUCCCCAGGACAGGACGUGGUGCUAUCCUUCGCCCCCCACCAGAUGGGGACGUUCAAAGUGAAACAGGUGCUGGAGGUGCCCUGUCCACUGGAUCUCCUUCCUCCAUACAUAGCUCCGCCUGCAACCCACCUCACCCUGCACCUGUCAGCCCUUCCCAUACUGUAUAGAAUCACCCCGGCUGUGACCAAUGAGACAGGCCAGUGUGCCCGGGUGCCCUCCAGUGAGCUGGGCAGGUGUGUGGGAUUGGUGCGGGCAGCUGUCCUCAGCACGGCCAAGACCCGGCUCCACAGCCACGGUCAGAGCCAGAGCCACCGUAGGAACCAGAGUCUAGACGGUCGCCGGCGAGAGCUACUGGCCUUCCCCAACGACAGGGCCUGCAGCAUCCGCCCUGCCUCUCCGGACACCACCUACAGGACCAUCUUCACGGGGGUGGAGCGUUACCGCUACGAGGACCCUGACUUUUCCUUCACGGAGGAGGAGGAGCAGCAGAGACAGAGACACAGAGAUCACUACCUCGCCUUCAUCAGGAGCCUGCGAAAGACACGCUUGCAGAAAACCACUGCGAGGCUGCAUGGUGAGGUGGAGGACAACGUAGACAUUGGGCUCCGGCCUGCCGCAGGACUCCUCACCCCCCAGCUCUCUCUGAGGGACCUGGAGUCCAAUCACAGCCAGGAGGGGCAUAGCGUCCACCAGGGACAUAGCCAGCUAUUAACCACCUGUAUGCUGGCUGCCAUGGAGACCAGGUCCAGAUUCAGACAGGUGACAGAGGGCAUCAAUGCACUACCCUCCACCAACCAGGAGGUGGCAGACUGCAGUCGCACCCUGACAGUUCAGCAGCUCCACCAAGUAGUCAUAGGCCCGUCCUUAAUAGAUUUUGGUGAGGUGUGUGUGGCCUCAGUGUGUGUGAGGAACCUGGACCUGGUGAACAACCUGCAGGUGUAUGUGUGGGUGCAGCUGGAGUUAGACUGCUGUCCUGAGCUGCAGCGCUCCAGCCCCCUGUCCCACGUCCUGCCCCCCCUCUCCAGAGCCACCCUGCCCCUCGUCUUAGAGAGCACCAAGCUGGGAAAGUUCCACAAGUCAAUCUCCUACACGGUGAAUAGUCAUCACCGAAGCCAUGUCCUGGUUCAGUCCCAGCUGGUCCCUGUGGUCCUCCAGCUGUCCCAGAGCCAGGUGGUCCUGUCCCCUUCCCCCAGCUACCUGGCCCAGUCGGGCUACAGGGGUACUGUGACCCUGGUCAACCCCAGGAACCACCCGGCUGACUUCACCUGGAGGCCCAUCAUCACAGAGACGGGCCUGGCCUUCUCCAUACGCCCAGCCACAGGUACUGUGGAGGCGUACAGGGAGUUAGACUGUGAGGUGAUGUGGCAUCCCUCUUUCUCCUCUCCUCUGGAGGGACAGUUUGACCUGUGUGUUCACCAGGGAAACACCGCACAGCUACGAUGUCUGGCCAAGCUUGGUUCAUCCAGUGUGCAGCUGUCUGAGAAACAUCUGGUGUUUGGAUCAGUACCUCUCAUCUUCCCCUCCGUCAGGACCGCAACGCUACACAACACAGGACACAACCAUGCCUACUUCCAGGUGUUGGACGUGUACCCCCUGCCUGGCAUGGUGGUGACCCCCACCGAGGGUGUGGUACCUGUGGGGGGGCAGGCAGAGGUCCAGGUGCACCUCAACCCCGGAGCUGUCAUGAAGUUUGACACCAGAGUGGAGAAAUCCUUCCUGUUCCACGGGGUGUAUUCUGGUUCCAGUCGUGGCGUUCCGUUCUCCCUGAGGAACCGAUCCUCUGCCCUGGCCCGGGUCCAGUUUGACCUGUCAGAACACACUGACUUCACCAUCCACUUCCCUCCACACUCUGCAGGUACGAGCCAGGAGCCAGACGUGUUUGUGAUGGAUUUACAGGGGCAGCAGACUGCCCAGUGUUGCCUGGUGUUCUCCCCUAAACAAGUGGCAGCGUAUGACUUCAACCUGCCUGUGACGGUCAACGGUGUGGGCAUGCCUCCCUUCUCCUCUUCCUCCUCCUCCGCCCCUCCCAACUCUGUCCCCAAGUCCUCCUCUUCCCGGGACCAACACAUCGUCACCCCGCGCCCACUGCCCAUCGCCAUGGAGACGCUAUCCCGCAGGGUGCAGGCCACAGCUCUGUGUGUCCCGCUGGAGAUGUCCCCAUCAAGUCUCCAGUUUGAUCUGGAGCCCUUUAGCUCAGUCACUACUACCUCACAAACUCAGACCGUAGAGCUGAGGAACGUGUCUGACAAGAGGGUGAGCUGGAGGAUUGACUGCAGCGCUGCAGUAACACCAGGAGGGGGCAGUAGCACCAGCAGCAAUGAGGGACUGUUCACUGUCUGUCCUACCGCUGGGACACUGGAGCCAUUGCAGUGUGUGUCUGUCACUGUCUCCCUCUCUCCUGAGAGAGUCCCACCAGUGACAGUGGGUCAGAUCGAGGUGUCCCUCCCUCUGUUUCUGUCUGAGGAGGGGCAGGAGGAGAGAGAGGGGGAGGAGGGGGGAGCCCCUCACCCCUACAGGGUGCUGUCUCUCAGUGCCACCCCUCACCCCCCCAGCAUCACCUUCCUCCCCCCUCGAGUCCUCCUCACCCCUGUCCCUCUGGACACACCCUCCACCACCACCCUCUUCCUGCUCCCCACCGGGUACCCCAGUGGUUCCUGUCUGCGUGUGGAGGUGGAGGAGAUGGUUCUGAAGGAUGGCAGUCGGGUGAAGCCCCUCUCAGUCAGCCUGCCCCACAAUGGCACCGUCCCUCCCCAGACCCACACAGAGCCCCAGACCCACACAGAGCCCCAGACCCACACAGAGCCCCAGACCCCCAUCAGCUGCACAGUGACCUUCUGCUCCCCUCAGCCCCUGGACCUCAGCUCACACAUCACAUUCCUGGACCACCUCAACAACAGGUUCAGGGUGGAGGUCUGUGCUACAGCAGAUAACAGUUUGUUGACAGUGUGGCCCUACCUGGCUCUGCACCGCUCUGAGCAGCAGAUCGUCCUCAAGAGUGGUUGUCUGAGCGGCUGCAGCGGCGAAUCAGGGCCCUCUCAGAUGACAGGGAAGGCGGUGCUACAGCCAUGCUACUCCCCCAGCCCUCUCUCUCGCUACACUUCCUCCUCCUCCACCUUCGCUUUCCUCUCCUCCACCAGUAAUCACGCCACCUCUGACUCUGGAGACAGCAGGAGUAGGACUGGGAGUGCAGGACCAGGACCUAGAGGGAAGGAGGACUGGCCCCAGAAGGAGACAGAGGGUGAGAGAGAGACGGAUGGUGUGACUGACCAGCAGCAGUGGCAGCAGCAGGGUAUACCAGUGUUUCCAGGGCAGGACUCAGAGGAGGGGUUGUACUAUCACAGCAUUCUGCAGGCCGUACAGAAGUGGUUCAGUCAGUUUGGCUGGCCCCGUGGACCAAACCCCAUCUCUCUACCACGCUCUCUCAGAAGGUAAACCUCAUCUCUCUACCACGCUCUCUCAGAAGGUAAACCUCAUCUCUCUACCACGCUCUCUCAGAAGGUAACCUCAUCUCUCUACCACGCUCUCUCAGAAGGUAAACCUCAUCUCUCUACCACGCUCUCUCAGAAGGUAAACCUCAUCUCUCUACCACGCUCUCUCAGAAGGUAAACCUCAUCUCUCUACCACGCUCUCUCAGAAGGUAAACCUCAUCUCUCCACCACACUCUCUCAGAAGGUAAACCUCAUCUCUCAGAAGGUAAACCUCAUAUCUCUACCACACUCUCUCAGAAGGUAAACCUCAUCUCUCAGAAGGUAAACCUCAUCUCUCUACCACACUCUCUCAGAAGGUAAACCUCAUCUCUCUACCACGCUCUCUCAGAAGGUAAACCUCAUCUCUCAGAAGGUAAACCUCAUCUCUCUACCACACUCUCUCAGAAGGUAAA